AUCCACUCAACCAAGCUUUAUUUAUUUUAUACCUUUUAUUUUCAACAGUUUGCCUUUAAUUCACACAAAUUCACCUUUGCAAUGGCCAACCGGACCAACCUGAUCGACAAAGAGUAUAGACAGCGCAUCUACGACUCACUGUACUGGAAGGAGCACUUCACUGGCGUCAUGGAUAAGGCUGUCAACCUCACAUGUAUUGGCGGCUGCUUUGGCGACAACAAGCGCCCGACUGAAUUCAUGUGCUUGAUGGUUGACGCUCUGAUUGAUCAAAACGAUUUUAAAUACAUGCGCGCGCUGGCACUGAUGUACUUUCGUCUCACUGAGCGCCCUGUGGACGUUUACACAAAACUUGAGUUAUUGUACAACGACUAUAGCAAGCUCCGCCGCCGCAUCUACGAUGGCACUUACGUGCUUAUGCAUAUGGACGAGUUGGAGCAGCGCGUGUGCUCGAUAGCUCUACCGCGCAUUACAGACCGUCGCAAACUUGAGGACGUAGGCGAGCUGCCGCCGCGCAUUAGCCCGCUGGACCAAAAUGACAGCGACUCUGAUUCCGAAUCGGAGUCUUCAAGUGGCAGCCAGCAGGGUUUGAACCUGCGCGGGCAGCGCCCAACAGAUUUCAAGUCUGUCGCCUUAACCACUCGGCCAUACUGA
This is a messenger RNA of Kickxella alabastrina, 651 nucleotides long. Its product is annotated as PRP38 family-domain-containing protein. Gene Ontology annotation, cellular component: precatalytic spliceosome. Bases 82 to 651 code for a protein of 189 amino acids. NCBI's taxonomy places the organism in Eukaryota, Fungi, Kickxellomycota, Kickxellomycetes, Kickxellales, Kickxellaceae. The record is from RefSeq and is a predicted model, not a curated record. The transcript has 6 exons.